Molecule: messenger RNA, 833 nt
Organism: Branchiostoma belcheri (Belcher's lancelet)
Lineage: Eukaryota; Metazoa; Chordata; Leptocardii; Amphioxiformes; Branchiostomatidae
Exons: 5
Coding region: 17-808 (263 amino acids)
Biological process (GO): N-glycan processing; oligosaccharide metabolic process
Molecular function (GO): alpha-N-acetylneuraminate alpha-2,8-sialyltransferase activity
Source: RefSeq, a predicted model, not a curated record
AGAAGUAUUGUACAACAUGGAGGUUCCGUCCCGGCCCAUGUCGUUUUUUAUGCUGGCUGUUCUUUUCACGUUGUCGGUGAUUUUGUACUACUACUUCGCAACUUUUGACAUCACAUCAACAAAUUUCAGUGUAAAGGCAAUACAGAGUAGGAUCCUGCUGAGACAGACACUGUCGGACUCUCACAUACUUGCAGCCAGCAGCACUACAGAGACAACUACAAGGGCGCCUAAAGUAACAAAACCAUUCCGGUCAACAAUUGCCAGGAAGAGGACGUUGGACAUCAACGUGGAAAAGAAUCUCACAAGACUUAACGAGUCAUUACAAAAACUGAGAACGUCUGAGAGCUUUGCGUACUUUUCCCGAUACAAAAACCGUAAAAAGUGUAAAAGACGGAAAGCCUGUUCAACGGACACACCGGUUGGUCAUUACGGCACAUGUGCACUCGUCGGCAAUGGCGGGAUUCUUCUCAAAAGCAACUGUGGGAACGAGAUCGACAGUCAUGAUUACGUCAUCAGAAUAAACAUGGCGGCCUUGAAAAAUUACGAGCAGGACGUUGGACGACAAACAAACUUAUCUUUCAUCAACUGGAAGGGAAUUAAGGAGCUAGGAAACGCAAUAGCAUACAAGAGAAAACGAGUUCUUCAAUAUCUAGCCCUACUGAACGGCAGUGUCUUCAGUUACGUGAAAUUAAGGACUCGUGUAGCCAUCUCUGCUCUGAAAUCACUGGAAACUAUUCUAAAGGAUAAUAACUUGAACAUUACCGUCACGUACUCACGUAGCAAUGUUCCACUUGUAUUUACAAGGUAAGAAUAGUAAUGUCCAACGUCUUAAA